ACCUUUUUUUUUUUUUUUUUUGUAUUCUCUUCAUUUCACCCUUUUUUUUCUCCUAUACCAACAUAUAUAGAUAUAUAUGUAUUUACAAGAUGGGAACUGGAAUAAUUGUACGGACAGGUUCCUAUUUACGAAGGUUAUUGCGAUAUAUUGGACCUGGGUUUAUGAUUGCAGUAGGAUAUCUUGAUCCUGGUAAUUGGUCAGUGGAUAUGGAAGGUGGUAGUCGUUUUGGAUAUACGUUACUUUUUGUGAUCUUGGUUUCCAAUGUGAUUGCCAUCUUUUUACAAAAUCUAGCGAUUCGACUGGGCACGGUUUCUGGCUUGGAUUUAGCAGCAGCUUCACGACAUCAUUUACCACGACCAUUGAAUCUCUUUCUCUAUGUGAUUUCUGAAAUUGGUAUCAUCAUGACAGAUCUUGCUGAAGUCAUUGGUAGUGCUAUUGCCUUGACUUUACUGUUCCCAUCCAUCUCGCUUCCUAUGGGUGUGGCCAUCACUGCAUUGGAUGUAUUGAUUAUUCUUCUGUUCUACAAGGAAGAUCAAGACGGACAACAUGAUAUGCGAUUUGUUCAUUAUUUUGAAUGGUUUGUUAUGGCUUUAGUGUCUGCAGUGGGGAUCUGCUUUAUCAUCGAACUUACAUUCUCGCCGGUCGUUAUGAGUGAUGUUAUGCGUGGAUUCUUACCUUCCUCGGAUAUCUUUUUGGACAAGGAUUGUUUGUAUGUAGCUAUUGGUAUCAUUGGUGCCACGGUUAUGCCUCAUAACUUGUUUUUACAUUCCUUCAUUGUACAAUCAAGAUGUUAUGAAUGGAGAUCUCAACGACCUUUGGAUGAUUCAGAAAUAGUCACCGAAUCAGCUUUAGCACCUACUCUUGAUUCCUCCACUUUACCUAAAAUGAAAGUAGAUGAUGAUGAUGAUGAAAAUGAUAGUACUAUGGUAAUGAUAGAUGAACGACACAACAAACGAACGAUAGAUCAAGUGCGACAAGAACUGGAGGAACAUGUAGGAAACAGUUUACAUUAUGGCUUGAUGGAUUUGGUGGUGGCACUUUGUUUUGCAUUCUUCAUCAAUGCCGCCAUUCUGAUUGUGGCAUCAGCAAAUUUCCAUCACGAAGACUCGGCGACAGUGAUGUCAGAUUUAUUUGAUGCGCAUGGAUUAUUACGACAAUACAUUGGACCGGUGGCAGCAUUUGUGUUUGCGAUUGCGUUAUUAUGUGCAGGACAAUCAAGUACAUUGACAGCAACUUUGGCUGGGCAA
Halteromyces radiatus is the source of this 1247-nucleotide messenger RNA. Its product is annotated as natural resistance-associated macrophage protein-domain-containing protein. Gene Ontology annotation, cellular component: membrane. Gene Ontology annotation, molecular function: manganese ion transmembrane transporter activity; cadmium ion transmembrane transporter activity. The record is from RefSeq and is a predicted model, not a curated record. The transcript is spliced from 3 exons. The annotation marks the transcript as partial. Gene Ontology annotation, biological process: intracellular manganese ion homeostasis; iron ion transport. Lineage: Eukaryota; Fungi; Mucoromycota; Mucoromycetes; Mucorales; Cunninghamellaceae.